UUCUUCCCAAAUCUACAGAAGAAAAAAACUCAAACUUUGGUGGACUCACUGCGUUUCUCAGCUCUCUCUCUCUCUCUUUCUCUACUCAGCGAUUCAGCCAAAGCUCGGAAUCAGUGAGUCAUGGGUGGCGAGUUGAAGUACGAGAUCGCUCAGAAUGCCUACAUAAAGCUAGUUCUCCAUGCCCUAAAGCACAAGGCAUCCGCCGUCAACGCUGUCCUUCUCGGCCGUGUCUCUCCCGGAAACGACGACGUUGUUGAGAUCACCGACUCAGUCCCACUCUUCCACUCCCAUAUCGGUCUCCUCCCUCAGCUUGAGAUCUCUCUUAUUCUGAUAGAAGAGUAUUAUGCUGCAAAGGGAGUGGGCGUUGUUGGGUAUUUUCACGCCAAUGAGAGGUUCGAUGAUUUCGAGCUUGGUGGUGUAGCUAAGAAUAUUGGUGAUCAUAUCUCUCGUUACUUUCCUCAAGCACCUAUUCUUUUGUUAGAUAAUAAAAAGCUUGCUUCUUUGGAAAAGUCUAAGGAUCGGAGUCCUGUGAUGCAGCUUUAUGCAAAAGAUGCAUCAAAGAAUUGGAAGCUUGUUGGAUCAGAUGGAGGCUACCUUUUGACAACAAAAGAGCCAUCAGCAAAUGUGGUCCUAUUGGAUUAUAUUUCAACUGAAAAAUGGCAAGAGGUGGUAGAUUUUGAUGACCACCUUGAUGACAUUAGCAAAGAUUGGCUAAACCCAGAGCUCUUCAAGUAAUUUGGCCAUGUUAGCAUUUUUUGUCACUCGACUAUCGUUGAAAGUAUCUGGGAUUCAUGCAUGCUUUACCGAGUUGUUCACAAUGGAUUUAAGGCUCUACAAAGGCUUGACUAGUCAUCAAGUUGAUUGACUCAUUCUGGGAAAUGUUUGCUUCGAGAUGCAUACCAUCUUUUCAGUGGUCUCCCAGCUUGAAUUUUUUUUUUAUCUGUUAAAAACUCAAAUAGUGUCUGAUUCUUUAAAGCAUUUGAAGUAAUUUCAUAGCUGGUAGAAUUUGAAUUCAAGCUCAAGUAUUUUUGUGUUUUGUUUACUAAUAUUCUAGGUAAAAAAUCUGUAAGAGUGGUAAGUAAAUGAAACAUAGUUUUAUCAUUUUCAAUAAGAGUUUGAAGCUACGUUCUAGCA
Molecule: messenger RNA, 1134 nt
Organism: Humulus lupulus (European hop)
Lineage: Eukaryota; Viridiplantae; Streptophyta; Magnoliopsida; Rosales; Cannabaceae
Product: ER membrane protein complex subunit 8/9 homolog
Exons: 5
Coding region: 121-735 (204 amino acids)
Cellular component (GO): EMC complex
Source: RefSeq, a predicted model, not a curated record